Messenger RNA from Suillus paluster, 1489 nucleotides. RefSeq lists its product as uncharacterized. The coding region runs from base 299 to 1123 and encodes 274 amino acids. The record is from RefSeq and is a predicted model, not a curated record. Lineage: Eukaryota; Fungi; Basidiomycota; Agaricomycetes; Boletales; Suillaceae. The transcript is spliced from 6 exons.
CACGUGUAUCCCGCCGCGGUCUAUGUAUAUGUGCAUGCUUGCAGUACUCCUAAAAGUGUCUACUUAAGCUUAUGGCUGGGGAGUCUAUGAUAGUCAAGUCUUGGACUUUCUGUUGCUCACGACAAUCAAAGAAACUAUUUGUUGCAGACUUAAUGAUGUCUAUGGAUGUCAGAUGUCAGCCUAGUACUACUCGGCGGCUGACUUGCGGAACCAACAUGGGUGAGGCUGACUGACCAUUCACUAGUACAUAAGUACCCUACCGCUCCUCUUGUCCUGAACUCCCGGAGCGACGAUACCCAUGACUGCCACUGAAGACGCGUUCGAGCUGCUUGGUAGAGUUGCUGAUGCUUUCGACAAUCCUUCCUCCCGCGAGUCACGCAAAGACUUCCGCGUGAAUACCAUCAAGAUACAUCGGCCCCAGACGAGCCAUUCCAGCCAAGAAAGUCAAGUCCAACACGCCAGCUAUGCCCGUCGCGAGCCCUCUUUCUUCGACGUAAGCUACAUCUAUGACGAUGACGAACUCGCCGAUAUAUCGACUAUCGGAAACCGUUCGUGCGCAUCGUCCGAGACAAUCAAGAGCACCACUAGAGUCACCUCGUACGACGAUGCGUUCUAUACCUGCGAUGAUACAGUUGCCAUGGAUGAAUUAUCGACUGACGAAAUGACAAAGAUGCUUUUUUUCAACAGCAGUCCGCUUGACAGACUCAACAAUCUUGCUCGUGCUGAACUCAAGAAGACUGGCUGGUUCGAACGACCUGACCAGUGGUCUAUCGUCAACAUGGGCCUCUCAAAUCCAACAACACCCACGCGUGGACCCGCUUCUCCUCCCAAAACUCCUCCAGACAUCUUGUCCCCAAUCCUCCCCGCUACACCCGCUAUCACUGCCCUUCCACCUCCAUCCUUCACCCAAAUCCUGCCAUCCCCAUACUCAUCCGCGAAGAAACAUUCUCCCGCCUCCUUCAAAGCCAGCACCCCAAAUGGCAAAUACAGCUCGAGCUCGCACGACAGUUUUCCUGACUUCAGCGCGCUCUCAUACGCACCGCAUGGCGAACCAGAGCCGCCGAAACGUUUUGGUGUGAGUGGUCGCGUGAAGGAGCCUCAUGAAGCGCGUCCUGCACGUUAACGUGGGCGUGCAUCCGGGCGGGAGAUCGAGACAGUCUUUGCUUGUGGGAGUGGGAUUGCGACCUGGUUCUAGGUCUUCGGGUACGUGGGCGUUUACUAGUAUUGGAUCUACGCACACACAGGCGGGGAACCGAUGGAGCGGGCUUUGGCAUUGAUACUCGACCUUGAUUUACUCAUAAUUUGCUUGUCACUGGAUUACUGUAUCCAAAUGCGCAGUUUGGGUGACAAAGCCACUCUAACAGGAGAAGUCACUGAAUGACACGCUUUAGCCACAGUGGCCGAACUACUAGGUGACGGUGGAGAUGGAUUCUUUCUCAUCUGUGCGAUAGAUGAGUAUGCGUAUAUUGUUGCCUGACCGUCUUGUAGC